Molecule: messenger RNA, 681 nt
Organism: Mangifera indica (mango)
Lineage: Eukaryota; Viridiplantae; Streptophyta; Magnoliopsida; Sapindales; Anacardiaceae
Product: cytochrome b6-f complex iron-sulfur subunit, chloroplastic-like
Exons: 5
Coding region: 1-639 (212 amino acids)
Cellular component (GO): plasma membrane
Molecular function (GO): 2 iron, 2 sulfur cluster binding; oxidoreductase activity
Source: RefSeq, a predicted model, not a curated record
AUGGCUUCCUCUGCUCUUUCUCCUGCAACUCCUUCACAGCUAUGCUCCAGAAAGUGUGGUAGGUUUUCUUCAUCAAGGGCACUUCUUGGGAAGCCAACAAGGACCCAUAUGAUUAGAAAAGACAGGGGAAUGAAAAUCAAGUGUCAGGCUACUAGCAUUCCUGCUAAUAAAGUGCCAGAUAUGGGCAAAAGGCAGCUCAUGAAUUUGCUUCUGUUGGGUGCUGUUUCACUUCCGACUGGAUUUAUGUUGGUUCCUUAUGCCGCCUUCUUUGCCCCACCUGGGCUAGGAGGUGCCGGUGGCGGUACCACUGCCAAAGAUGCCAAAGGCAAUGAUGUCAUUGCACAAGGAUUGAAAGGAGAUCCAACUUACCUUGUUGUGGAAAAGGAUCGAACACUUGCAUCAUUCGGAAUAAAUGCAGUGUGCACUCAUCUUGGGUGUGUUGUGCCAUGGAAUCAAGCUGAGAAGAAGUUCAUCUGCCCUUGUCAUGGCUCUCAGUACAAUGACCAAGGAAGAGUUGUGAGAGGACCUGCUCCAUUGAUAAUUGCCAUGGCUCAUGCCAAUGUGGAAGACGGCAAGGUAGUGUUUGUUCCAUGGACUGAGACCGAUUUCAGAACUGGUGACGCACCAUGGUGGGCAUAAACUUCUUUCAGAGAUUAUAAACAGACUAUAUAAGAUACCUGA